UGACUGUCGUGCAGCCUGCAGGCUUCUUUCCUUAGGAUGACUGGGAGUGACGCAGGGCAGAUCGAAAAAAAACUAGGGAUUUAGGGUAAGGACAGGGAGAACGGCGGUGAUGCUGGAAGGGCUGUAGUUUUUAUUUCACAGGUUUAAUCCCAAUGCACGUCCUGCACGCCUGCACAGAGGACAUGAGAGUCACAUAUGUGUAGUUCUUACUGUGAGAGAGAAAAAUAAGGCAUCAUCACCUCAUCCUUGGGGCGGAUAAGGACACACUCCCAGGUAACAUUGAUCCACGCCUCUGUACAUGGAACAGUAGCCUAGUCAUUCAUUUUUCUUACUGAAUACCUAGUUGCAAGUCGCAUCCAAUUGGGAGGAUAUUUGGACGCCUCUUUUAGUCAUUUUAGAAAGUCUCCAUCAUGAACUAUCUGCGUCGACGACUCUCGGACAGCAAUUUUAUGUCCAAUCUGCCUAAUGGCUACAUGACCGAUCUCCAACGCCCAGACCCGCCGGAGCAAAGCCCCGCAGUGUCGCCCGGGCCGAUGGAGAGGCGCCAGUCCACCAGCCAGCCGCAGCCGCCGCAGCCGCAGCAGCAGCAGCAGCAACCUGGAGGUGGAGGCUCCAGCUUCUUCUCAUCCAUAUCCAAUGCUGUCAAACAGACCACAGCUGCUGCGGCUGCGACUUUAUCAGAGGCAGCGGACCGGGCAGGAGUCUCCAGCAGUGCAAAGAUCCUCCUGGUUGUCGAUGACCAACAGACCGACUGGGUAAAGGUCUUCAGAGGAAGAAAAGUCCACGGUGAAUUUGACAUCAAGGUAGAACAGGCAGAAUUCUCUGAAAUCAGCCUGGUGGUCAAUUCCACAGGCACCUACAAUGUGGACAUUGAAGCCAUCAGGAAUGGGCAUAAGGUUACGAAAUCCUUAAAGCCAGACUUUGUGCUGAUCAGACAGCAUGCCUUCAGCAUGGACAAGAAUGGAGACCACCGGAACAUAGUGAUUGGACUGCAGUAUGCUGGACUGCCAAGUGUUAACUCUUUGCACUCCCUCUACAAUUUCUGUGACAAACCAUGGGUGUUCGCUCAGAUGUCUAGAAUCCACAAGCAACUGGGCCAGGAGGAGUUCCCACUGAUAGAGCAGGUUUACUAUCCAAACCACAAGGAAAUGAUUACCUCCCCUUGCUUCCCUGUCGUGGUAAAGAUGGGCCAUGCUCACUCAGGAAUGGGAAAGGUGAAAGUGGAUAAUCAGUAUGAUUUUCAAGACAUUGCCAGUGUUGUGGCACUGACCAAGACUUAUGCCACAUCUGAGCCCUUCAUUGAUGCAAAGUAUGACGUCCGCAUCCAGAAGAUUGGAAGCAAUUACAAAGCUUACAUGAGGACAUCAAUUUCUGGAAACUGGAAAACCAACACUGGAUCAUCUAUGCUUGAGCAGGUGGCCAUGUCCGACAAGUACAGAAUGUGGGUGGACUCUUGCGCCGACAUCUUUGGAGGGUUAGAUAUCUGUGCUGUGGAGGCUCUACAUGGUAAAGAUGGCAAGGACUACAUUAUAGAGGUUGAUGACUGUUCGAUGCCACUGAUUGGGGACCAGCAGGAAGAGGACCGCGUUCAGAUUGCAGAGCUUGUGAUUUCUAAGAUGAACCAGGCUGUUCCACACACUUUAAGCUCCUCCACAGCAGGGCAGCCAGCACAGAAAGCUGUGUCUCCUCAGCCUGUCUCACAGCCCAAAGUACCACAGGCUCAACAGCGCCCCUCACCUCAGGGCGGUCCUCAGCAAAGUCCUCCAUCUCAGCAGCGUCCACAGCCUCAAGGCCAGCCUCCUGCACAGGCACAGCAAUCCGCUGCGAACCCUGCUAGCAGUGACCCCAGUGUCCAGGCUAAGGCUAACCAAGGACCUGCAGCCCAGCCACGGCCACCAGGUCAGGGAGCUCCUCAAGGCCAGAGACCUGCUUCUGGUCAGGGCUCUCCUCAGCGAAGCCAAGGGGGUUCCCCUCAAGCUCAAAGGCAACAGUCUCUCCCCCUGAAACCUCCGGGAGGCCCACCUCAGCAGAGGCCUGCCCAGCCCCCUAGGCAGCUGUCACAGGGGGGUGCACAGCAGCAGAGGGCUCCUGGCCAGCAAGGUCGUCCUGGAGGACCCACCACUCAGCAGCCCCGACCCGCUGCUCAAGGUCACGGGGGCCCAGGAGGACGACCCCCACUGCAGCAAAAGCCUCAGCCACCACAGAAGCCCAGCCAGGACAACCAAGCUAAGUCCGGCUCUCCACAACUAAACAAAUCCCAGUCUCUUACCAAUACCUUCAACAUUCCAGAAACCCCAGCGCCACGAGCCAGCCUUAGCCAGGAUGAGGUGAAGGCUGAAACCAUACGCAAUCUACGCAAAUCUUUUGCCAGUCUCUUCUCAGACUGAGAUGGCAAAAGCCCCCCUUCCACCCUCCUCUCCUACUACUGACAGAAAGAUGAACAGGCAAACUGAAGGACUGAUUCCCCCGAACAAACAAGGACCAACAGGAUGCCGUCUCUAAUUCAUGUACAUUGACCCUGAUAUGAAAAUGUACACACUUGACACCCACUGCCUAAAUAGUUACCACCUUUUAAAAUGAAGAACAAGUAGAAUACACAGUAAAUUUAGUCACUGAUAUCUGAAACAUUCCUUACCUCACCUCAAGCUUAAGUAAGUCAUCCACAAAAGCCUGUAUAUGCAUGAACACAUGUACACAAAAAUAAGAAACGAAACAUCAGAAUGCUCCUCCCACUUGUUUGUUGGUGCCGUAAAGUCAUUGUGAUCUUUAUUUUCAAACUUUGGUUGAUGAGCCGGCCAACCAAAUGAAUUUAGGGACUGCAUACAAAACUAUUGGGGUGGUGAGGAUUGCAGAAUGUCAUUUUCUUUUGUUAAAAAGCAAAGCCCUCCGUAGUGUUUUAAUAGCUCAAAAUAAUAUAUUUAUGGCAAAGACAACAAAAUAGUGAAAAUACAGCUAGUCUUUAUUUUUUAAUAAUAAUCUAUCUGCAUAGGACAAAAUGCACAUCUAUAGCACUCAUGAAAACAUUUUGAUUUACUAACUAGUUUAUCUAUUUUUAUAUAAUUCAUCACACAAACAAAAAAUAUGACAUAAAAUAGAAAUAUGGGGUGAAGUAUAUAAAAAAACAACAGUUUCAAUAACCCACUUUUUCACCCUCUCCGCCCCUAAACAUGUUUGAACAGUCCCUAACUCUGCACAGCUGCACACAGGAUGUCCAGUGUUAGCUUAAUGCUAGAUCUGUUUGCGCUGUUGACCGCUCAUGGUGAUUUCUUAGCUGCAUGUCAACAGGAGGCAAUGGUCGCAUUUUCCAACCCCUUGGCGCUUGUAACUGUGUCGUCACAAUGUAGUUGAAUUAGUUUGUACAGUAACCUAGUAGGUGUUGUGAGUGUGUUGUUGCUGCUGCUACUUUUUCUUCCCUGUUUUAAGCUCUCCACCUUGAACGCAUGCCUUACACAGACAAGAACGUCAGAUCAAAUGGAGUUGUCUCAGGGAUGUCCAAUUGAUUGUGACACUUGUAUGUGGGUGAGGGUCUUCCAUUACAGUUUAAUUGUGGUUGUUAACUAAUAAUGAAGAAAAAGCAUGCAUUUAAAUGAGGUAGAAUGUUGAUAUUAUUUGUAUUAUUGAAUAUAUGGACACAGAGUAUACUGCACAAUGAUACUUGAAUAGAGUGAUGUAUGAAGUCUAUAUUUUCAGGUUUAUUUAUGUGCCACUUAAAAAAGCAGUGUCCCCCCACUCUGGGUGUGUGACAGGUACAGUAGGAUACAUUAUAAGCAGGGUUUGCAACUGUUCAGGUACAGUAAGUGACAAUUGAAAAGUGUUAGUGAUUAUUUAUAGACCGUUUCAUUUCAUAUUCCCUUGAGUUCAAAGAAAUGUAAUAAAAAAACCAACUUCUGACUGUAAAUCCACUAUGAAUUUAGUGGAUUAUAUCCGGUUGGUUUUAGGGUUUAGCAGCUAGUCAAUGCAUUGUGAUGUUGCGCUUAAGUAACUCCAAACCUGAGUCUGCAUCAUACAGUGGAGCACACUUUCUGCUUCCACAUAUGCCUCCCGUUCUUCAACGGGUUCAUAAUCUGUCAGAGAGGCUUUAACGAUAAAGAAAGGAUGGAAAGGUAUAGGAAUGUCGACUGUGGGAUGCACCCCUGCAGUGGAUUUAGUACUUCCUGAAACCCCUCGCUCGCUGACAGACCUUUCUUUGAUCACUACUGAAAAAUGAUUCUGUUUCCAGGCACUAAAAACGUCUUCCAGGAGGAGUGCUUUCCAUUCGAAUGUCGAUCGUAGUAUGGCAAUAUCAUGCUGUUUAGAGAAGACCCAAUAGCCAAAAGUGUAAAGGAGUCCUGGUCCCCCUGCAGAUUCUUCAUGCCGCCUGUGUUUUGUGUAGCCACAGUGACCCCUUGUGCUCAAUGGUGCAUAAAUGUAUGAAUGUCGUUCUGUAACUGGUCAGGCCAAAUAGUUGUGUUGUACAGAGCUCUGAGCGAUGCAGAUUGUCACCUCGACCCCCCUGCUGCUAUUUGUGCUUGUUGAUAUCAUGUCGCUAAACUUUGCACUUUUUAUUUCUUCACUUUGUGAGUUUUUCAUUUCAAUUAUUUUGUACAUGUUUCAAUUUGUUUUCUAUCUGGAGACUAUCUCAGGCUUGUAAGCUUAUGCAGUAGUGAUACAGGGCUUCAUUUUUAAACUUUACAGUGACUCAGUGUCAGCACAUGACAUGUCAUAUUUAACGCCAAGAGAAUCAGUAAUAGCAGCUUUGUGUAGUUGUUACACUGAGUGUGUAAUUUAUGAAAAUGAGCCAUCACAAUUAGCACGGAUGGUUAACUUUGAAAAAUGCCAUACUGGAGCUCAGAGGCCUGUUGGCUAUACUAAGACAUACCAGUGGCCACGGCACCUCCUGAGACUGACAGGAUGAGCUGUGACAGCAAUGCAAAGAAGUAGAUUUAUGUUUUUGAUAUUCACAGAUUUCUUUUUAAACGUUUACAUUAUUUAUUGUGGAUAUAUCUGACUGUGAAUGUAUUUAUUUUUGAAAUGCAUUGUAUAAUCAUUGUGAAAAGAUUCAAUCCUUACAAAUUUGAGUGGAAGUGAUUGUCAAUUGAUGCCUGCCAGAUUUAAAAAAUCAUCGAUGUAAGUGCAAGAAUCAAAAAGCUGAGGUUUUUGUUAUUAUAAAAAUAAGAUGCAUAAUGUAAAUCAUGGUGGAAUAUUGAAUUAAAUGUAAAAGAAAAUUGAUGUUAUAUGCAAUGUAGCUAUAUUAAGUGAAAAUGAAUAUGUUAUUAAAACAUGCACAUGUCUAAUAAAGUCUAUGACCAACAAUGAGUUUUA
Cottoperca gobio is the source of this 5301-nucleotide messenger RNA. It is a transcript of the gene syn1, whose product is annotated as synapsin I. Lineage: Eukaryota; Metazoa; Chordata; Actinopteri; Perciformes; Bovichtidae. The record is from RefSeq and is a predicted model, not a curated record. Gene Ontology annotation, biological process: neurotransmitter secretion. Gene Ontology annotation, cellular component: synaptic vesicle membrane; synaptic vesicle. Gene Ontology annotation, molecular function: ATP binding.